This is a messenger RNA of Epithele typhae, 1041 nucleotides long. RefSeq names its product GroES-like protein. Bases 1 to 1041 code for a protein of 346 amino acids. The transcript has 9 exons. Lineage: Eukaryota; Fungi; Basidiomycota; Agaricomycetes; Polyporales; Epitheliaceae. The record is from RefSeq and is a predicted model, not a curated record.
AUGAGAACGCUCCGUUCAGCCAUUGAAAACUGUCCUCGGAACCGCGAUGUCGCCCGCCUUCCACAACCACCCUGCUCAUACACCGCCUACGCCGUCCUCGAACCCGGCGGACAGUUGCAGAGGAUCACCAUCCCGUGGAAGUGGCCCCGCGCCGGCGAGUCGUCGUCAAGUGCUCGCGUGCGGCGUCUGUGCGACGUGAGUGCGCUCGCCUGCGAGACGAGAUCUGCGCGAAGCAAUCAUGCCGACCACGUUCCCGCGCAUCCCCGGGCACGAGAUGUCGGGGACGUCGUCGCGAUCUCGUGCCAGGAGCGCCUCUGGCGCGUCGGCCAGCGCGUCGGUGCGGGCUGGCACGGGGGGCAUUGCGGCGUGUGCGCGCGGUGCCGCGCGGGCGACUUCUACGUGACCCUGCGGUCCGAGGCGGUCGUCGCGGUCCCGGAGGACAUGGACCCGGCUGAGGCGGCGCCGAUGUUGUGCGCUGGCGUGACGGCGUUCAACUCACUGCGCCAUAUGAACGUUAUCUCGCCAGACAUUGUUGCUGUGCAGGGGAUCGGGCAUCGGCCACCUCGCCAUCCAGAUUCGGCCGCGCUCGGCUUCCGCACGGUGGCUCUCUCGACCGAUGGCGUCAAGGAACAUGCCGCCCGCACACUCGGAGCGGACGACUUCAUCCGCACGCGCACCGACGGCGAUCUCGCCGACCAGGUCCUCCCGGAAGCGCACGCAGGACACGACCCGGUGGCGUCCCUCGUCGAGCGUGGCGGCGCCAAGCGCUCUGCCGUAGACGGCACUUUGCUCGUCCUCGCUGCCGAGACCGCCCCGAUGCCCAUUCCUCCCCUGGCCCUUCUCGUCAAGCGUCUCAGUGUGCGUGGCUGGGCGGUGGGCUCGCCCAAGGACACGGAGGAUUGCUUCGCGCUCGCUCGCGCCAAGGGAAUCAAGUGUUUUGUGGAGCGUUUCCCGCUGCACAAGGCUCCGGAGGCGUUCGAACGCUGCAAGACCGCACGCUUCCGGGCGGUUAUAGUCCCUGGGAUCAGCAGCGCCGUGUAG